Paramacrobiotus metropolitanus is the source of this 1056-nucleotide messenger RNA. RefSeq names its product 28S ribosomal protein S17, mitochondrial-like. Gene Ontology annotation, molecular function: structural constituent of ribosome. Lineage: Eukaryota; Metazoa; Tardigrada; Eutardigrada; Parachela; Macrobiotidae. Gene Ontology annotation, cellular component: mitochondrial small ribosomal subunit. The record is from RefSeq and is a predicted model, not a curated record. The transcript is spliced from 2 exons. Gene Ontology annotation, biological process: mitochondrial translation. Bases 302 to 748 code for a protein of 148 amino acids.
CGGAGUACUGUACAGAUAGGCGCUCUGUUUACAUGCCAACCGCCGGGAUUUCCGCAAUAAGACGCGUUGUCUAAAUCGCAACCGCAGGAGGUUGCGGUGCAGUAUGCUGCCAGUCAGAACGGGAAACCCGAGUACUUUAAUUCCUUUUUUUUGUACCGAUUUUUUGUUUAUUUGAAAUUUUUUGAAUCUUCUUCUGGUUGUUGUAACUUGUGAUAAGGUUUGGAUUUGUUCGAUUGGGAUAUCCAUCCGCAUCAGUAAAUUAUCGCUUGCCUGGACUGCCGGGUCUUUGACGUAUAAAACUAUGUCGCUGGCACGGAAGUUUAUGGUAAUUGGGAAAGUUGUUGAAAAGCUCUCGCCAAAGAUUUCCCUAGUGGAAGUGCAGACAAAUGAGCUCGAUCCAUACCUGCGAAUGUAUUUCGGUCGUUAUAAAGAAUACCGAACGGACGACGGUCCUCACUACACGAAAAUUGGUGAUUACGUUAUGAUCAAAGACAAAAUCAAUCCACAGCGUGUUGAUUUGGUGUAUGAAGUUUCUGAAGUCAUACAUCGAUGCGGCCAGCUAAUGGAUCCUAUAACCAAAAAAAGAGUCGUUACCGAUAAGGAGCGCGUGGAUUUUCUGGAAGAUUUGCGGCAUAUCAACCAGCUGCUGCCUGACUACACAGAGCAGACGGGGCUACGGUAUUCGGAUAACGAUGUGGUCCAUGGCACUCCGCAGCCACCGAGCGACAAGACAAGUUUUCAUUCAUAAAAUUAAUGUCGCAUUGCUGGGUGGUAUGUCGGUGUUGACGUGUUGUGGCACUUGUGUGUAGAUAAAUAAAUGGCUGUAUGUAUUUGAUCUUUUGGGCGAUUCCGUAUUUUGACUUAAGUUGAUGUGACCGGAAGUCCCAGUUGUGCAGUUUCCGAGGAUUUGGAUUUUGGCAUUUCUUACCGUUAGCAGUUAGCAGUGACCGUUUUUCAACUUAGAAAUGUCCAUGAUUGUUUAAGCUACCGGAAUUUGUUCUCUGCUGAACUCGUUCGUAUGCUCUGCAAGUGCAAGUGUGCGUAAUAAAAAGAACU